AUGUCGCAUCGCAUUCUCCUAACGGGCGCUUCGGGUUACCUUGGGGGCACGCUGCUAGCACGAUGGAGUCGGCACCAUCUCCCACCUUACUCAAGAUUAUACGCGGCCGUGCGGACAGAACAACAAGUGAAUGCCUUAAGGAACCACUAUUCGGCCAUGGAUAGUGGCGCUGAAGUCGCGCCUCUGAUUCUCGACAAUAUAAAAGACCAAGCUGUGGUGCGCGACCUGAUCGUCAGCCAUGAAAUCACGAUCGUUCUGUUUCUGAUUGAUGCGUUCGAGGUAGGGGCACAAUGCUGCUUCAUUCGUGCCCUCGCCGAAGUCAAAUCGAUGACAGGACGGGAGGUGCAUUUCUUACAUACUAGUGGAGCUAAAGUGUUCUCGAGUCACGCUGGCGCCCCGACAGAUCGGCUGCUGUUUGAUGACGAGGAAGAUCUCUACAAGAUCCAAAAGGAACAGGUCCCCAAUAUCCCGCCUGUGCAGACGGCGAUCAACACAAACAACACCAUCAUCGAGUUAUGCGAGUCAUUGGAUGUCAAAGGCUACAUCUUUGUACCGUGUAUCGUUUAUGGCGAGGGUGAGGGGUUUGGAAAUCCGAUUUCUAUUCAGACAGUAGCGAUUGUGAGCGCGGCGCAGGAAGCGGGACGGGUGUAUAGCGUGGAUUCCGGCAAACCGACAUGGCCUGUCUGCCAUGUUUUAGACAAUACCGCUCUCUAUCUGGCGAUAGUCAAUUCGAUCCUAACAGGGAAGAACUCGGACCAGAAGAAAUGCCGAUACUACCUAGCUGCCAGUGGCACCAUUGCUUGGGUAGAUCUCUACCGGGCUAUCGGGGAGGCGCUGACCAAACGAGGUGUUAUUUCUGACAACGUCGUGGAGCAAGCUGAUGAGGAUGCCAUGGACCGAAUGGCAAAGGGGCUUAAGACUCCGAGGGAACUGGUUGCAUUGCAGCUCGGAGGAGCGCUCACGGCAAGAAGUGGUGAGAAGCUGGGGUGGAAACCGCAAUUCGGUCCAACCCACAUUCUGCAGACGGCAGAUGACGAGGUGGAGAGAAUUCUGGCUUAUCAGAGGAGCAGAGAUCAGUAG
Messenger RNA from Exophiala mesophila, 1080 nucleotides. RefSeq lists its product as uncharacterized. The record is from RefSeq and is a predicted model, not a curated record. The transcript has 6 exons. Bases 1 to 1080 code for a protein of 359 amino acids. NCBI's taxonomy places the organism in Eukaryota, Fungi, Ascomycota, Eurotiomycetes, Chaetothyriales, Herpotrichiellaceae.